Messenger RNA from Brassica oleracea var. oleracea, 1295 nucleotides. Its product is annotated as BEACH domain-containing protein lvsC-like. Lineage: Eukaryota; Viridiplantae; Streptophyta; Magnoliopsida; Brassicales; Brassicaceae. The coding region runs from base 108 to 1109 and encodes 333 amino acids. Gene Ontology annotation, molecular function: protein binding. The record is from RefSeq and is a predicted model, not a curated record. The transcript is spliced from 6 exons.
UGGCAAAGGUAUUCCUUUCCUCUUUCAUCACGGGAAGGCAACAGCAACGUCGACUAGCAGUGGAUCAUUGAUGCGCAUGUUCAAGGGUCCAGCUAGUUCCGGAACCGAUGACGCAAUUUCCCCAGGCACAGGCGUUUGCCACAUCAGGAAUCAGAAGUUCGUCCGUAGUUGCUAUUACAAGCGAUGGGGAAAUAAUAACAGGUGGACAUGCGGAUAAUAGUAUCAAGCUAGUCUCAUCUGAUGGAGCAAAAACCUUGGAAACGGCUUUUGGGCACUGUGCCCCAGUUACAUGUCUGGCUCUGUCUCCAGAUAAUAACUUCCUUGUGACGGGUUCACGGGACUGUACUGUUUUGCUGUGGAGAAUUCACAAGUCGUUUACUUCUCGAACAAGCGUGUCUGAGCCAUCAACUGGCUCCGGAGCGCCUUUCUCCGCAAACAACACGAACGUGGCCAACAACACGUUGGCAAAUAAAGGCAAAAAAUGUCGCAUUGAAGGGCCAAUACAAGUGCUCCGUGGCCACCGAAGAGAAAUAGUUUCUUGCUGUGUCAGCUCAGAUCAAGGAGUGGUUGUUUCGUCCUCGGAGUCCUCAGAUGUUCUAUUGCAUUCCAUAAGAAAAGGAAGGCUGAUCAGACGAUUGGUUGGUGUGACAGCUAAUUCUCUUUGCAUUUCAUCUGAUGGGGUUAUAAUGGCAUGGAGUAGCUCGGAGGGUUCUAUUAGCGUCUUCACCAUUAACGGAGUUCUGAUUGCCAAAGCGAAACUUCCUUUCUCUUGUGGCGUAAGUUGCAUGGAAAUGUCCAUGGAUGGUCAAAACGCCUUGAUUGGGAUGAACUCAUGUUCCAGCAUGGAUUACUCGAGCAGUAACGAAGAUGGCAAAGAAAUCGAGAGGCUGGACGUUUCAUCUCCUUCAAUUUGCUUCCUCAACUUAUACACACUACAGGUAUUCCAUGUGCCAAAGCUUGGUCAAGGACAGGAUAUAACCGUACUGGCUCUGAACGUUGACAACACAAACCUCUUAGUGUCCACGGAAGAUAAACAGUUGAUAAUCUUCACAGAUCCUGCUUUAAGCUUAAAGGUGGUGGAUCAGAUGCUGAAGCUUGGGUGGGAAUGAGAGAAUAGAAACAAACCUAUUUGAGAUUAAAAAAUAAAAGAUGGGCUUAAACUGAGGGUUUGAAUACUGUCGGAAGCUGUAGAAAUCCGAAAAUGAGAUGGACAUGGUUUGGUCUGUCUUGUCGUGUGUAACAUAUGUAAAAGUAUAUUUAGUUCCAGUAAAAGUUAUCCCGCUGGUUUGCUUGCU